AUGUUCCAGGCUGCGACUAAGAGCGGCGUCCACGACGAGGAAUCGGAGGCGCUUCCGCCAGAAACUAUCGAGAUGGAGUCGGUCCAGCGCUGUCUGUCGGAGCUGGAGGCGCUGGUGCUGCGGCUGACAGCUCUGGAGGACAUGGUAGCCGCCCGACAGGCGGCGCCACCGCCUGACGGCCAGCCGAGCCGCCUUGCCGAUCCCCCAGCCGAGCCGAACCGCCUCCCUGACUCACCGCCCGAGCCGCGCCCCGACAAGGGGAACGCUGCGGGCGGCGACGGGCCGAUCUCGCUCGGCUCGGACGCAGAGAGCGCCGCCUCAGACAUGCCGGAGCUCGAGAGCUGGCCGUCGUCCGACAGUCUAGACGCGACCACCGAGCUGGGCCCGAAGCCUGCCAGCCGGACGGAGGAGCGGCCGGACACCUGUGCCGACUCUGAGGCUCUGACGGUCUCCGGGAGUCCGGAGGACAACCCGGAGCCGGAGCGGCGACAGCUGGACCCUGCGCGACUCUCGCCACCCGGCCGGGACAGCGCCGACUCGGGCCGGGGACGUUCCAGUGAGCUGGACUCUGAGCUGCGGCGGACGCCGGCCGUCAGUCCCGGGGCGGACAGCACGGACACGGGCGACCGGCCAGUGUCCGCGGACAACACCGGGCACACGGACAGCCUGGUAGAGGAUGUGGCAGGCCUGCGGAAACGGCUGGAGGAACUGCGGUGGCGACGCAUCUUUCCAUCGAAGACGAUGAGCGGCGCGGCCGGGGAGCCGGGACGUUCCCCGGACUCUGGUGAGCUGGAGCUGAGUGUGGUCGGCGACGAGCCGAUUCUGCCGGAGCCGCGGACAGACGUCCGAACUGAGGAGUACACGGACGAACUGGGCCGCCGCGUGGUGGUGACCACCACGGUCCGCACCACCUACGAGCGAGCUGAGGAUGACGACGAGGGUAACGCCGUGAUCCUGGAGCGGGUGCACCGCCGAGUGCAGCGGGUGGUCUAUGUGGACGGCGAGCCCCAGGAGGUGGCGGAAGAGGAGGGUGGCCAGGGGCCGGCUGUCGAGUACGUCCCCGAGGACUUUGAGCUGCCGGAGCCGACUGAAACGGUCACCGAGGAGGAGUAUGAGGACGACCAGGGCCGGAGGGUGGUAGUGAGGACAACGCUGAGGACCACCUUCGAGGAGACGACGGACGAGGACGGAUGUGUUGUGAUCCUUGAAAAGCAGCAGAAGAGGAUACACAGACGCAUCUACGAGGGCGAUGAGCUGGUGGAGGAGGUGGAGGACGGCGACUCCCAGCCGGACGUCGAGGGCUCCGCCGGACCAGAGGUGCCUCCGCCCAGUGAACGCGUGGAGGUGAAGGAGAUUGUGGACGAACUGGGGAGGCGAGUCGAGGUGCGCACGGUAUACUUGACUACUUACGAGCAGACCACGGACACCGACGGUACUGUGGUCCUGCUGGAGAAGGUGGAUACGCGAACCCUCCACACAGUCCUAGAUCAUGGUGACGGGGCAACGCAGGAAACGAGUGUAGAACAUCCCACCCACAGUGAAACGAAGGAACAGGAGAUGUUGGAAGAUCAUCCUACCCAACAGGAGUCGCAUUCCGCCACCCGAUACGUUUCAGAAGUAUUUGAAUUGCCUCCGCCUCAGACUCGAGAACAAAUUGAGGAAUAUAUCGACGAUGAAGGCCGCCGGGUUGUGCUGAAAGUUGUGACGACCACCUCUUACCAGUUUCAGGACGAUGACCCCAGUUCGGCGACCAUCAUCGAGCUGGUGGUGAGGCGAGUGACUCGCACUGUAUACGUGAACGACGUGGUGGUGGAAUUUGUGGAGGAGGAUCCUUCCGAGCCGGAACGACGCGUGGUUCCUGCCGUCAGCGGGCCGGCUCAGGGGCGGGUGUCUCCAACUACUGGCGAGAACGAACAAAGUGUCGAAAAUGGUGCCGAACAAACCCAGAUCAUGUUCCUUGACCUUGGUGAAGGGACAACGCAGGAAACGAAUGUAGAACAUCCUGCCCAUAGUGAUGCGACAAAACAGGAAAUGUCGGUAGAACAUCCUUCCCAGCCAGCGACCCAGUACGUUUCAGAAAUAUUGGAAUUGCCUCCGCCUCAUACUCGAGAAGAAAUUGAGGAAUAUAUCGACGAUGAAGGCCGCCGGGUCGUGCUGAAAGUUGUGACGACCACCUCUUACCAGUUUCAGGACGAUGACCCCAGUUCGGCGACCAUCAUCGAGCUGGUGGUGAGGCGAGUGACUCGCACUGUAUACGUGAACGACGUGGUGGUGGAACUUGUGGAGGAGGAUCCUUCCGAGCCGGAACGACGCGAGCUUCCUGCUGUCAGCGGGCUGGCUCAGGAGCGGGUGUCUCCAACUGCUGGCGAGAAUGAACGAAGUGUCGAAAAUGGUGCAGAACAAACCCAGAUUUCUGGUGAAACUCAGCCAUCAGUGGCGGGUGAGCCUGGGAGUGUGGCAGGGAAGCCUGACCCGAUCGAGCUGCCUCCGCUGGAACGGCCAGAUAGUCCUUCGGACACCACGUUGGCCCUCCAGCGGCUGGUCCACUGGCAGACGCCCUCUGUGGACACCCUCUUUACCGCCUCCCCUGCAGACACCUCUCCAGGCAAGACCGACACUGUGCGGCUACCGGAGUCGACAGAGGCCUGGCCGCGCUCCGACCGGUCACCACCGUCGGCGCUGGCGGCAGGGGCGGAGCCGUCGCCGGCAGAGCUGAUGGCGCGCCACUUGGCUGAGAGCUCCGCGACCGAGGAGAAUGGCGGACUGCCCAGUCUAGACGAUCUGGCGCCGACAGAAGGUCGUGGUCCGUUCGAGUCUCCACCCUCUGGACCCCAUGACACUCAGCUGCCUAGCCUCAGUGAGCUAGCUGACGCUGCGCAGAAACCCGACUGUGAUCUGGCUCUGCAGAGGCUGGUGGGCUGGCAAACGCUGGCGGCGGAGGAAGAGACCGCUCCGGCGACCGGCGCGCGCCCCAGGCCGGCCGAUCUCGCCGCCGUGGAGCGGAGUGUUGAGUGGCCGUGCAGUGAGCGACCUCCUCCGGGAGGGGAUGCCGUCGAUGGGGUAGCCGCCGUCAGCGCUGCCGAGCUCAUGAUGCACCAGUGGACUGACACGUCUCCUGCCAGUACCAGUGAGCUGCCGAGUCUCAGCGAGCUGGCCCAGACAACCACAGGAAUCGAAGACCCCUCAGGCAGUCAGCUCAGCAGCAGUGAGCUUUUACCACCGACAGAGACCCCGAGUCAGCAGACCACCUCGGAGCAGGCCGUGCCGGAUAUUGCUGAGUUGGCAAGCUCAUCGGCGGCACACGCGGAGGACAGUGACCUUGCCCUGCGGCGGCUGGUGGACUGGGCCCCUAGGUCACUUGCGGAAGACGCCGACGCGCCGAAGAGUGCUUUCGGUGUGCCGUCCGCCGGAGAAUCUGUGGCGGUAGCUGAUUGGGGUUCUCCUUGGCCACGCCUACAGCCUCCGAGAAUGGAGGAAGGGGCGACCGGUGUCCUCACUGGUGUGCUGAGCCCAGCCGAGCUGAUGGCCCGUCAGUGGGCUGAGACUGAGAAGUCUGGGGACGCCGGCCUGCCGGAACUGGAUGAGCUGACGCCCACUGUCAGUGAGAGUUCUCCUCGGCAAGUGCCGGACGUCCCCCCGGAGCGAGUGCCCAGUCUCAGUGAUCUGUCGGCUGCGCAGGUGACCGCCGACACGUCCCUGGCCCUUCAGAGGCUGGUGGACUGGACGGGGCCUGUGCACGGCGGGGACACUGCUCCGCCGUCUACCAGAGAGGCGGAGCACGCCGUGGAGCUGCGAGACGUGGCGUGGCCACCGGCCGAGCGAUCUCCGCCGGCGAAAGCUGCGACCCGGGCGGACCUGACCCCGGCCGAACUGAUGACGCGUCAGCUCGGCGUCAGUGACGCGCCGGAGUCAGAUGUCAGCGGACUACCGGAGCUAGAGGAGCUGCGACCGGAUGUGGAACCGGAGCAUCGCCCCUGCCCUGAGCGGGUUCCCAGUCUUAGCGAACUGGCGGCAGCGCAGGUGACUGAAGACACUUCUCUGGCCUUGCAGAGGCUGGUCGGCUGGGCCGCGACGCAGUCCGAGGAAGGUGUCGCAGACCCCGACGUCAGUUCUGCAGCCGGGCACACUUCUGCGCAGCACACACCCCCUCGGGCCGCUGAAAUUGACGCAGACGAGAUGGCUGCUGAUGCAGACGAUAGCCACAUUCAGCAGCCUAAGAGUUCUUAUCAGGAGAGGGUACCAACUCUCAGCGAGCUGGCAGAAGCACAAGUGACUGAAGACACUACUCUGGCGCUGCAGAAGCUGAUCGGCUGGGGGUCGCCGGAGGCAGGGUAUGAAGUGUUCCCUGUGGACGCUGAGCGCGCUGAGCCCAUCGUACAGGAGCGAGAUGUGAGCUGGCCUCGCCUGGAGAGCCCUCCGGCGCCACACGACACUGCUCCAGACGCCAUGAUGUCUCCAGCUCAGCUCAUGACGCGUGUAGUAUGUGAGGAGGUCAGUCCCAAUGACCGUGGACUGCCUACUGUCGCCGAGUUGGCCACGUCAGGGACGCUGGGGUCCAAAGAACCUGUGUCGUCAGACGAUUCGCCCGCAGCGCCAGAAGUCACACAGGAUAAAUCAGCGGUAGUGCCUCACGAAAUGACCGAUAGCCCCGCUACAGGGAAGCCUGAAGUGCGAGAAGAAUCUAAGACAAUGGCGCGGGAAGAAAGUAGUCCUCCAAGUGAAACGAAACCAAAGUCCAAGAACAAGAGGAAAAGGAAACGCGGUAAGAACGCAUCAGGGGGUCAGGCCGACAAGCCUACAACCUCGAGCACUGCUUUGGACAAAGCUAGUACUGAAACCCCAACAACUGGUGACACCGGCAGUGUCAGUGGCCAGGCCGAGACGGUAGAUGUCAACCCCGCCAUCGUUUCAGAGUCUCCAUCUGCCGCUGAAGAUCGGUUAUCUCCAUCGGACCCGGCUGACCCCGUCUACCGGGUCACGACCGAGGUGACGCGUCUGUCGCCGGGCCGCUCGCCGCCGCCAGCCGACUCUGACUCGGUUGAACACUACACGGAUGUGCAGGGCCGGCGGGUGCGUACCGAACGCACCGUCCAUACCCAGGAGGACACGGAGCCGGACGGCAGCAGCGUUCAGCGCCUGGUGACGAGGGUGGUGCGAACGGUGAGAGUGGGCGACCAGCAGAGUGAGGAGGGAGAACAGCAACUGGAGCAGCAGGAGGGAGAGGUGAUGGAUGAUGAGACAUUGCCGGGGACACUCGAGUGGCCAGAGCCUGGUCGGGAUGAUUCCAGUGGUGACCAGAGGACUGAGGUUCGGGAUGCGACGGAGCUUCCGCCGAGGGAGGAGAUUGUGGACGAUCAGCAUGUCAUCGUGUCUCCGAAGGAUGAUGUCGAGCCGAAACAGCAGGAGACCAGCGUUGCUGACGCCGACUACCCUCAGGGCCACAGUGCUGAGACCGACACGGGAGCUAAGAUGGAAGAGCUCUCUCCAGAGCAGCCUGUCAAGGAGCCUGAGGAUGUGAAGGACGUUUCUCAAGGAGAUGGACCUGAGCAAGAGCAAGCAUCGGGUGCUGAAAGUGUGAAAGAUACUUCUCUUGAAAUCAGCAGCGACUCAAAGCAUCUUGAUCCUCAAAAAGUAACAGUGGAAGACGAGGAGCAAUCACGAGCUGGUCCUGUUGUCGAGACUCCACCUGAGGUUUUGCCUGAAAAGGUACCAGCUGUCGAGGAGAUUAGUGUGAGGCCAGACGGUGACGAUGGUCCAACACCGGACGCUAAUAAUUUGACUCUUGAGCACACUCCCGACAACAGUGGCAAAAAGAAAAAGAAGAAAGGAAAGAAAAACAAGAAAUCACCAAACGCUCAGACAUUGGCUAAUCGACUACCGUCCUACGCUUCAGACGCCGCUAGUGUCACUCAAGACAAGAGGGUAACACAGAGUGGUGCUGUAGAACAACGUAACACCGGUGGUGCCUCUCUAGACUCAGUUUCAGACUCAGUUUCUGGAGAUAAGGGAUCGCCGUCAGAGGUUCCGGAUACUGGGAAUGGUAAACCUUUGGAGAAGAAAGGAAAGAAAAACAAGAAAUCACCAAACGCUCAGACAUUGGCUAAUCGACUACCGUCCUACGCUUCAGACGCCGCUAGUGUCACUCAAGACAAGAGGGUAGCACAGAGUGGACCUGUAGAACAACGUAACACCGGGGGUGCCUCUCUAGACUCAGUUUCAGACUCAGUUUCUGGAGAUAAGGGAUCGCCGUCAGAGGUUCCGGAUACUGGGAAUGGUAAACCUUUGGAGGAUGUGCCCAGGUCGGAAGUAUCAAAACCAACAUCAGUUCAGCAGCCCGAAUCCAAAACGCAUACAAAUCAGGCAUCCGGCGAUGUUUUGGAUGAUGUGAACAGUCCUCUACUACAGAAGGAAGAACCGCUACCGGAAAUGCAGAGUGUCUUAGACGACGAAGUGAAGAAUACGACCACCGAUGACACAACGCUUGAAUCUUCCGACGCAUUUUCUGCUGCUAGUGCGCCCACGGAUGAUCAGUGUGAAGAUGCACAAGCCUCUGAUUCCCGUGCUGAUGUGCCUGCACCGACCGACUCCGCUAAUGUCGCCCCAGACCACGACCGUAGUGAAGUACGCACACCGGAGCCGCAGAGGACCAUGUCGCCCCCUCCACUGCCGCCAGCCACGCCACUGAAGACCGAGAAACAGGCGCUGGAAGAGAGCGUCGAGCUGGUGGACGGAAAGCUCCUGGAAGAUCCGACCGUGGAUAUCGCGGUGGAGGAUUCAGUAGAUGAGCAAGGCCGACCGGUGAAGGUAAGGAGGAUAUUUGUCAGGUUCUUGGAGGAGGUAACCGAUGAGUUCGGGGAGACACUUCUGGUAAAGCGCACUGUGAAGUCGGCACAGAAGACAACUGAAGCAGAUGAAGCAUUGCUGGUGGAGGAUCUCGAAGAGCCCUUUCCGCACCAGACUAAGGAAGAGCUGGAGAGACAGGUGAUUGGGGAGUGUAUCCCUCGCGUGAGCGGAACGUUAUUGGAAGAUCCGCUGGUGGACAUCUCUGUUGAAGAGGACACUGAUGAGAGAGGAAGACCAGUAAUCAUCCAUCACAUCUGCAUCACCUUUAUGGAAGAGAUCGUUGACGAAUCUGAUACGAAGAUCAUUGUGAAGCGAGUCAUCCGAAAGCGUCAUAAGAUCACAGAUAUGCACGGAACAUCAAUUUUAGAAGAGGCCGAAUAUCCAGAGCAGCGGGAGGUGCUUCUCACCUCUGUGGCGGAAGCUACGGAGACGUCUGUUCUGGAAGACUCGAUGGUGACCGUGACGGGUGAGCUGACGGGCGAUCCUGAACUCUCCACGACGGUUGAAGAAACUGUCGAUGAGCUGGGACGACCCGUGCGCAUUAAGCGUGUGUAUGUGACCAUUUACGAGGACGUCCUGGACAGCACUGGUGUCAAGCGGCAUGUGAAGCGCGUUGUGAAGAAGACUCAGAAGACAACAACGGUCAACGGACGUCCUGUGACGGCCGAUAUUUACGAGCUCAUCGAAGAGCCACCGAUGGAGGAACAGGAGGAGCGCGUGCUCGAAAUGUGCCUUCCGCGCAUCGAGGGUACUUUGCUGAAGACUCCCAAAGUCGAGUCAUCUUACGAGGAGACGGUUGACAAGGACGGAAAACCUGUCACCAUCAUCCGUUUUUGUGUGACUGUGAUCGAGGAGUUGGUUAACGAGCACGGCAUCACCACCAUCUACCGGCGCCGGAUCAAGAAGAUUCGCCGUGUGACGGAGCUGGACGGCAGCUCUGUGGUGGAGGAGUGUGACGAGCCUGACGAGGUGACCGAGCUGGCCACCACGGUGCCCGAACUCACCACGCAGGAGGCCGUCGCCGAGUGUUUGCCGCUGCUGCGUACCCAGCCGCUGGUGGAGCCGCAGGUCGAAGUGGACGUGCUGGAAGGCAUUGACGACCGCGGUGCGCCGGUUACCACCCGGCGACUUCACAUCUCGCUGCUGGAGGAGACGGUGGACGACCAGGGUGUGCCCAGACUCGUCCGGCUGGUGGUGAAGAAGACCCAGCGGACGCGCGAGGUGGACGGUAUCCGGGUUACUGAGAACGUCAUGGAGCCAAUCUUGGAUCCGCCGCAGGAGGAACUCGAAGAGGAGGCCAUCCAGCAGUUGUUCCCCGCUGUCUGUGCGGACGAUCUGGGCCGACCGACGUCGGAGACCCGCCGGAUGGAGGUGUUGAGCAGGGUGGACUCUCCAGCCGCUCUCAACACCCUCACCAUCACGGGUCUACAACGUGAUCUAGACGACCAGGGCACUGCCAACCUCGUGAAACGUACCAUCAUAAAGCACAGACUGGCAUACCGGUUUGACGAUAAAACUGUCGUCGAGGAGUGCGACGGACCGGAACAGUAUGAAGUUCUCCCGGAAAGUGGCAAAGACCAGGUUCAGGCGGUGGAAAGCCAACCUGUGACCAGUGCUGUCCCUCUAGAGACGCCUGCUGCUCAGAGUCCGUCUGACGCCGGGCCGGAAGAGAAAGCAGCCGCUGAUGAGCAGCUGCCGGCUGUGGAGGCGGGCGGUAGGCUGGUGAAGCAGGUCCUGGAAGCAGCCCAGAACAUCGUGAAAGUGGAGGAGCAGAGACAGCGGGAUCGGCCGGAGGAGACCACACGACAGACGGAGCAGACGUCCGUACCAGACGACCUCGCUGUGAGCAGUCCGGAAAAAGCUGAAGAUGCUCGUGCACAGUCUGUGGAUGCUGAUGGCUCCCCAAAAGAAAAGGAUGAUUCCAACUUACCGCCAAACGAAGAGACCCCAAUAGAGAGUGAACAGAAAGAAGACGCCCAGCUGCAAAGUGGUCAGGAUCCUGGAAGAGUGUCUUUGGAUUCAGACGUUGUAAGGGAAGCUGAAGCCACUUCAGUGGGCAUCCAAGAGGAUUCAUUGAACGCAGCAGAAGCAGUGAAGCAGGAAACCUCAUGGAACACUGAGGAGACGCGUUCGCAGUCACCUGAAGUGCCACUGGAGACGCAUGAAGCCGUUUCUAAGACUGACCUAGACUCAGAAACGAUUGAACGAACUCCAUCGCCUCCCGGCGAGACUGAUGACACUGUGGCGGCGGCCGUUGCGCCACCAGAACCGUUACCCUCUGCAGAGGAGCUGCGAGACGCCGCUGUCGGUGAGUGUCUGUCACAGCUGGAAGGCACGCUGCUGUCGGAGCCGGAGGUGCGCGUCCAUCCUAGCCAGGUGGUGGACGAGGCCGCCGGUCCGGUGACUGUGUACAGGAUCGUCGUCACGGCGCGCGAAGAGAUUCCUGUGGAGGAAGCCGGUCGGGCGAUCACAGAGACCGUGUUCACUAAGAUCGCGCGCGUAGUGCCGGCGGACGGCCGCUGGACUGUCGAGGAGUACACCGAGCCGAUGCGGACGGUGACACUGGCCGUGUCGGUGCCGGAGCUGACUGAGCAGCAGCUGCUGGGGGAGGCGCUGCCGCUGGCCCGCGGUCGGCUGGUGAGCGACCCCGUCACAGACACGCAGGUGACAGAGACUCGCGGUCCUGACGGCACUCCGGUGACCCUGCGGACAGUGAGUGUCACCACGGAGGAGAUGCUGCCGCGCGCUGACGCCGCCGAGGUGCCGCUGAGACGCUCGGUGAGGAGGUGUCAGCGCGUGGGGGAGGUGUUCGGCCGGCCGGUGGUGACUGGUGUGACUGACAGUGAGCUGAGCGGGACUCUGAGCGCCACCGAGCCGCUGCCACUUCCGCUGGAGGGUGUGAUGCUCGGAGAACCCAGCGUCACCAGUGCCGUGGAGCAGGACCGGGACGAGAGCGGCAGGCCGGUGACGACCAACACUGAGACGGUGACAGUGCUGGAGCAGAUAACAGACGCGGCUGCCGCCGUCACAGUCUACGAGCGCGUGUUCGUCAGGAUGCUGCGCUCGUAUGUGAUCGACGGGAUGUUUGUCACCGAGGAUACCGUGGAGCCGGUGUCGCGGCGCGUGCUGUCCACCUCUGUCCCAGAGAUCACGCGAGAGACUGCCUUCGAGGACGCGCUGGCGUCCGUGUCGGGCGCUCUGUGCAGCCAGCCGUCGGUGUCCGUCUCUGACAGUGAGGAACUGGUGGACGGGGUGACGGUGACGGUCCGCCGCACCACAGUGACGCUGACGGAGAGUGUGACGGACGCGGCCGGCGUGCCCCGCGAGGUGAGCCGGUCGGCGACGCGCUGCCAGCGGCUGGUGCCGGCGCGCGGCGGCCGGGUGGUACAGACGGUCCGACCGCUGCCCGGCCCGCAGCCCUCCGACGCCGAGCUCGAGGAGGCCGCGGCGGCCAUGUGUCGCGCGGCGGCGCGCGGGCUCGUCGUCGACACUCUCAGCUCGGAGACGAUGGGUGACGAGGUGAGGGCCGACACCGACCGGCCGUCGCUCAGCCGGCGCGCCUGCGUCCAGCUGCUGGAGAGGAGGCCCGACGGCGGACAGGUGCGCUGGACGGCCGCCAUCCUGCGGCGGAUGGUCGCCACUGAAGACCGACUGGUGGUGGAGGUUUGGCCAGAGGGACCGACGGCCGUGCUCCUCCCGCCGCCGACCGCCCCCGCCCCCGCCCCCGCUCAGCCGGACUCAGUGCAGGGAGCCGCAGCACCGGCCCCAGUCACCGACACAGCGGGCAAGAAGAAAAAGAAGAAACCGAAGAAGACCAAGAAACUGGUGCAAAUUGAACAGCCUGCAGCUUCGAUCGAUUCAACCACCAACGAAGGAGAUCCGAAAGAAACACUUUCUCUUGAGCAGCUACCAGACUCUCAGUCAGCGGCGUCGCCAGCUCCAGAACCUUCAACCGAGCCCAGCGGUGACGCUACCCCUGCAAGGCAGCAGCAGAGAGAGGCGGUCCCGACGGCGCCUGCCACGCCGACCGACGAGGUGCUGCUGCCGGAGCUGGACGGCCGUGUGGCGGCGGCGCUGGCGGAGCUGCGCGCCGGCGCCCUGGAGGAGCCCGAGCUGCGCUGGGAGCACGUGGAGGGCGCGCGCGGCCCGCUGCGCCGCGCGGAGCUGACCGCCUAUGUGCGCACCGAGGAUCGGUUCGGCCGGCCGGUGGUGGUUCGGCGGCGUGUGGAGCUGACUGCACCGCUGAGCGGCCGGGCGGAGUCUCCGCCGCGCAGUGACCACCAGGAGCUGCUGGGCGCGGUGGUGCAGCGGCCGGCGGACGACAGUCACUUCGUGUCGCUGUCGGCGCACCUGAUCGAGGGCGCGCUGACGGCUCCUGUGCAGGUGGAGAGCCGCACGGAGACGGAGCCGGGCGCCGACGGCCGGCCGGUGACGGUGACCCAUGUGCUGGUGACGCAGCUAGAGAUGGCGCCGGCGCCGGGCGGCUGGCGGCCGCGCCGGCGCACCGUGCCCGUCACACGGCGCACCUGUCUGGUGGGCGGGCUGACCGUACUGCUGCAGGAGACGGUCGGGGAGCCGACGCUGACCUGGCUCGACGGACCCGACCCGGCUGGAGGCGACCAGCCGGCUGGAGGCGACCAGCCGGCGACCGGCGCCGACCAGACACCACCCUCCGCUGAACCGGCAACUGUGGACGGAGCAGGUGACACGGCAGACAGCGAGUCGAGACAGGAGGCAGCUCUGGAACCACCAGGGAAAUCAAUAACGGAACAGAAAGAGACCCAGGAGAGUUCAACACAGAAAAUCGUACAAGAUUCUGUGCCUUCUUCUACUGACGACGUUGAGCCUAUUUCCACGCUGCCGGAGUUUGACGAGCCGACUGGACUGCGUCCUGAGAUCCCAUCCAGCACUCCGUAUAAGCAGCGCGGAUCCUCUCUGCAAGACUCAUCGCAGAUCUACUCACCAGACGAGAACCCCGACCCGACGCGGACUCCUGCCGGGUCGCCGAUCAAACCGACCGUUCUCCUGGUCAACGACAGUGUGCUGGUGAGCGCGGCGCCGCCGGACGACUCGAUGGCGGGCCGCUCGGACGGCUCCCAGACGGAGGACAGCCUGCUGGACGGACCCGUCUCGACGGAGGAGGACGAGGAGACGGAGCCGGCGCUGGUGCUGCCGCCGCUGCCCGAGCUGGGGUCGCUGCCGGCGGCCGAACGCGACGUCCUGCUACCGCUGGUGACGGCCUACGGGGCACUGGGUCGGCCGGCGGGUGUGGCGCCGCCGCCGCUGCUGCCGGCGUCCACCACGGACGGCGGCGAGGCGCGUGUGCGCCGGCUGACGGCGCCGCUGCUCGAGGGCGCCAGCUGGCCCGAGCGGCGCUCCGACUGGAGCCGCGCGCUGCUCUGGCUGAUGGCGCGCGUCGACCACCUGUUGGCCACGCCGGCCGCCAGCGACGACCGACUCCUGGAGGAGCUGGCGGAGCUGGCGGCCAUGGAGCAGGCGCUGCAGCCGCUGCCGGCGCGGCUGGACCAGCUGCGCGACCUGCCCGAGGACAGCGGCCGGCUGCUGCGCGCGCUGGUCGCCCACCUGGCGUCCGCAGUGCGACACACGCGGGACCUGGUGGCCGCCCGGCGCCGCAGUCUGGACCGGCACGGAGCCGACCGGCGCCAGCUGGAGGCCGGCCUGGCCGACAGCCGCCGGCAGCUGGCGCAGCUGCAGAGCUGGCUGACCACCGUGUCGGCCGACCAGGACCCGGCGGCGCGCGAGCAGCAGCUGACGGAGGCGCGUGUCCGGCUGCGCGGUCAGCAGCGCCAGUUCUGGUGUCAGUACCUGCUGGCGCAGCGGCUGGCCGGCCCCGAGGGGGAGCGGCUGCCUGAGGCGCUGCUGCCGCUGCAGGCGCUGCUACACGACACGCAGGCGGCGCUGGAGGCGGCGCCGGCCGCGCUGCACCACUCGCCGCCGCCCAGCGGGCCGCCGGCCGGCCUGGCGCGCCUGCCGACCGCCGAGCGGCCACUCCGCGUCGACUCUCUGCCGGAGCUGCGUGAGCUGGUGCCGCUGUACCGGCAGCUGUCGACCCAGCUGGGCCAGGCGGAGCCGGCCGCGGCGCCGCACCGCGCUCUGCUGGCGCGCCUCAGCGCGGCGCUGCUGCUCUGGAAGGAGGCCGACCUGCGGCUGGACGAGCUGGAGGCGGAGCGCGCGCUGGGCAGCGCCCUGCUGGCCACCUACCUGGGCGACGAGGUCAACACGGACGACCCGGAGCUGCUGACCAGACUUGAGGAGAUGCACCGGGAGGCGGCAGCCGGCUGCGACCAGCUGGCCGACCUACAGCUGCUGGUGACGCGGCUGCAGCAGCUGGUCACUGCCGACGGCGCCCAGCUGAAGCUGGCCCGGCUGCGGCCGCAGCUGGUGCAGCUGCGCGACCGGCUGCAGUCAGCCGUCAGCCGGCUGCUCGACUGCCAGCGCCAUCUGUCCGAGGCGCGGGGACACUGCGACCAGGUGGACGGCUGGCUGAGACGGACCGAGGGACGCCGAAAUGAGGGGCCGCUCACCGAACAGGAGAUGGAGACUGUACUGGAGCAGGUAGACAUCAUGGAGUACCGCUGCGCGGCGGCCGGUGCCGGACUGGACGCUGCGCUCGCCCUGCUGCCGGCCGCCGCCGAGCCGUCGCUGCGCGCGAGACUAGCCGUCACCGAGCGGCGUCUGCGCGAGCUGGCGGCGGCUCUGCGCGGCGCAGACGGCUCGGAUCUGGCGCGGCUGGAGCGGCGCGCCGAGGCGCUGCUGCAGGCGGCCGCCGAGGGCGAGCUGGCGCCGGCCGUGGGGGCGCUGCAGCGGCUGCUGACCCGGGUCACCGACCUGGAGCGGGCCGGCAGGGAGGCCGAGCCGCCGGUCGACACGGUCGAGUGGCGGCUGGCGGCGGCCGAGAGUGCCGAGCGCGCCGGCCAGCUGCGGCGCCGGCUGACCGCGCGGCUCGCCGAGCUGGUGCCGCUGCGCAGCCGACUGGAGGCGCUGGCCGCGGACACGGCCGCCGCCGCCGCCCGGCUGGCAGCGCUGCAGAGACUGCACCGGCCGGCCGGAGCCGCCCUGCGCGCCGAGCUGGACGCGCUGACAGCAGCGGCCGCGCGGCUGGCCCACCAGUGGCCCGGUGUAGCCGCAGUGACGGCUGCAGCAGCGGAGGUUGCCGCGCUCCAGCCCCUGCGUGACGACCUGCGGCCGCUGACAGACCCGUGCCGCCCCUCGGAGGGGCUGUCUGACCAGCUAGACGACCUGACUGAGUUUGUACAGCGCGUGGAGGCCGAGUGGGCGACCGGCCAGCGCUGUGGCGACUGUGACACGGAACUGGAGCUGCAGAAGGCCGCGGAGCAAACACUGGAGUCGUCUGAGGGCCUGCUGUCUCUGCCGGUGCCGCUGCCCGUGUCUGGCGGGGCCGGCUCGGCGCUACUGCCGCCGCUGGCCGACCGGUGCCUGCAGCUGCGUGGCGAGGCGGGCACUGCGCUCUCCACCGCCGCCGAGCAGUGCCGAGCAGCGGCUGCCGACUGGAGACGUCUCACCGAGCGCCUGGACUCGCUGGACACCUGGCUGGACGGCCUGCCGGCAACUGCUGAGCGCCACCAGGACUGGACUGAGGCCGAGCACCAGGCGCUGCUGGGUCAGCUGACCAGCGGGCAGCAGGAGGUGGCCGACUGUGCCGAGCGGCUGGACGCCGUUGUCAGCUGCGCGCGGGUGUCGGCGGCCGCGUGCCGCGCCCUCUCGGCCCGGCUGGCCGCCGCCGGCCGCCGGCUCGACUGGCUCGACGGAGAGCUGCGCCGACAUCGGGAGCUGGCACAGCGCCGGCGCAGGCUGCGGCCGCGACUGGACGGCUGCCGGCGGCGGCUGCAGCUGGCCGAGCAGGCCCGCCAGCUGCGCCAGCUGCCCGAGCUGACGCGGCAGCUGGCGGCGGCAGCUGAGCUCGGCCAGGAGCUGCACCAGCUGUGCGGCACGGCGGUCGGCCCGGAGGGCGACACGGAGCCCGCUGAGCUACUGCAGGACUGGGAACUGGCGAUGGCCGCUCUGGUGCGUCACUACCGCUGCGUGCUGUCGGAGGCGCUGGCUGGUGACGCUGGUGACGAGCUGGCCGAGGUCCAGCACCACCUGCUGGUGUCGGUGCCGCAGCCCGGGGCUGAGCCGCUACCCGCGGACGGAGUGGUGCAGCAGGCUCUCAAGGCACAGGUCGCGGACGCCAUUCUGGGUCUGCACCGCGAUCAGCUGGCCGACGAACUGUCGGCUCCGCAGCUGUCGCCGGCCGCGCGCCAGCAGCUGUCCGCCCAGCUGGCGGCUGUGCUGCGGCAGCUGGCGCAGCUGCGCGCCGGCCGUGAGCGCGCGGCUCCCUGGGCCGCCUACACGGCCCUCCUGAGCCGGCACCUGGUGUGGCUGCGGCGCGCCGACGCGGACAAACUGCGUCUGGAGGCGGUGCCGCUGCCGCCCGGCCAGCUGCCGGCGCGCCGCUCUCAGCUGGCCGCUCUGAGUCGGCGGCUGGCGCGCGGCCGCCGGCGGCUCGCCGAGCUGCGCAGACUGGCAGCCGAAGCGGCCGGCGCGGCGGGCGGCCGUCCGCCGGCGCCGCUGGCCGCCCUGGAGCGGCGCCAGGCCAACCUGUCUGCCGGCGUGGCCACCUGGGCCAACUAUGUGUCCUACGUGUCCGAGUUCUGGCGGCGGCGCGGAGAGGUGGUGGCCGGCGUGCGCGACGCACUGGCGGCGGCAGAAGCCGAGUCGGCGCCGCCUCUCGAGCCGCAGCAGCUCGACCGUCUGGAGCGGGAGCUGGAGAAGGCGGAGCGGCUGUGGCGGCCCGUGCAGCAGCUGGUCAGCGCUGAGGCCGGUCGCGAGGCCGCCGAUGAGCUGGCCGAGCUGCGGCUGCGACUGCUGGUGCUGCGCCUGCUGCGGCGGCUGGGCGGUGAUGCAGUGGAGACCGCCGACCCGGCAGCCGAGUUGGGCAGGAUACGGACGGAGCUGCUGGAGUGGCAGCGGCAGCAGCUGGUCAGCAGGGAGCGCUCCCUUCCGGCGCUGCUGGCGCGGAUCGACACCGAGCUGCCGGCUGAGCUGGCGCAGCUCACCGGCGAGCUGCCGCAGCCCGGCGACGAGCCGGGACGGCCCGACAGCGACACGGAGCCAGAGCGGCAGCGGCGAGCCCGCCUGGUCAAACUGCGCUCACUGCUGGAGACGGUGACUGAUUUUGAGCGCCAAAGACCGGAGCUAGAGACGCUUCUGUCUGAUAUUGAGACAGCGCUGGACCAGCCGCUGGCGUUUGAUGACGCGGACGAGGAGACCCACCGCGCCGCCGUCCGUGACACCGAAGCGGCGGUGCGCGCCGUGCGGGACGCCAGCCGGCCGGUGGCCGCCGUCACCGGCCUCUGUGACCUGCUCACCGGAGACGCGGACGCGCCGGACGUACGGGAGCUGCGCGCCGUCACAGACGCCGGCGAACAGCUGCAGGACAGGUGGGGCCGCGUCUGCGAGCGGUCGGCCGCCCGCCCGGCGCAGCUGGCCGCCAGCUGGUCAGCCGUACAGCAGCUGGCCGAGGAUGCCGACCAGCUGCAGACGCAGCUGGACGAGGCCGAGCAGCUGGCGGCUGUCUGGCCGCCGUCCAGCCGGCCCAUACCGCGGCCCCGACUGCCUGACGAGCGGGACCGGGCGUGUGCGGCCGCCGCCCGCCUGGAGCCGCUGGCCGAGCCGGCCGGCCGGCUGCGCGCGCGGCUCGACGCCGCCCUGCUGGAGGGCCACCUGAGGCCGGGCGGCGCGCUGGCUGGCCGGCUGGCCGCCCUGCUCGGCCGCUGGGAGGCGGCGCGCCGGCAGGCGGAGGCGACCCGCGCGGCGGCGCAGCGACUGGCCGAGGUGCACGAUCUUCAGGAGGACAGCUGGCGCCGGCUGGAGCGCAGAGCUGAGCGGCUGCUGCGGCGGACCGAGCAGCUGCAGCAGCUGCCCGACGGACAGACCGCGCUGAAGGAGCUGGUUAGCGAGUCGGCCGAGCUGUCUGCCCAGCUGACCCAGGUGACCGAGUCCACUGAGCGACUGCUGGCCGACCGGUGUCCGCGCGAGGCGGAGCUGUACGAUCUGUCGCCGCCGGCCGCCUGCCUGCAGAUCCCGGCCGCCCUGCAGCACUUAGAGCGGCUCUGGACACCGACUGAUGAACAGGUCACUGAUGAGGUCUCCGCUGCCCCGGUACCUGACGACUCUCAGCAGCCGACCGCCGGGGAGCGGCUGCCGGCCGGUCGCUCUGACGCUGAGGACGCGCCGGACGCCGGCCCUGCCCGUCCAGAGAGCCCGUCGGACGCCGGCUCGGCCCGCUCCGCCAGUCCGACGGACACCGGUCAGGUGGCUGCCGCGCUCCGGGAGGCAGAGGCUGGCCGCGCGGCGCUGACAGAGCUGCUGGCCGCGGCCGACCCGGCGCCCGCGCAGCUGGCCCAGACGCUGGGAGCGUGCGCCGGCGCCGCCGACCUGCUGGGUGUGCUGCUGGGACGGGAGGGAGAGGGUGACGGUGACUGGCGGCCGCGCGCCGCAGAGCUGUGCCGGCAGCUCUCUGAGCUGCAGCAGCGCGCCGCCGGCCGGCUCCACGGCCCCGGGGAGCAGCGGCUGCAGUGGGAGCUGGCCGCCUGGCGGCUGGAGCAGUGGCUGCAGCACACCGAACACAAGCUGGACGGCCUGCCGCCGGUGGAGCGGCCCGACCUCUGGGACGACACGCAGAGCCGCCGGUUCAGGAGGCUGGGCGUGGAGCUGGAGUCGCACACGGACCUGAUGGUCAGCGUGUCGCUGACGGGCGGGCGGCUGGCGGCGGCGGCGGGCCGCCCGGACGGCGCCCAGCUGAAGUCCCGUCUGGCCGCGCUGCAGAGCCGCUGGGACGCCGUCAGUGGCCGGCUGGUGGAGCUGCAGCGGCGCCGACCCGCCCCGGCCCCCGCCGCCGCCGGCGGUGACACCGCUGAUACGACUGACGACCAGGCGGUGGGCGGCCGUCCGAGCGCCCUGGGCCGCCUGCUGCUGUCUCUGCGGCGCGGCCUGCGCGCCUCGCUGCCCUUCCAGGCGCUGCUGCUUCUGGCGCUGGCGGCUCUGGCGCUCUACCCGGCCUGCGAGCCCGGCUCCGAAUGCGACGCCGCCGCCAACAACUUCGCCUCCAGCCUGGAGACGAUGCUGAUCUACCCGAACGGCGCCCCACCCGUGUGAUGGCGGACCGGCGCGGGGCGCCCCCGAUGCGCGCCCACUAGUCCGCACUGCCUAUACGCUUGGCUCGUGAGCAAUACCGCCGCCCGAGCCGCACCGCUUGGGGAGCGAUUGUGAUUGGUUGUUUGUGUUUUUAGUUGCGCCGACACAGUAGUGACGUUUUUAGGUUGUCGCGUUUUUAGAUGUGACUGAGCGCAGCUGAGCCGUUGGACGCGCACGGUCGCUGCUGAGUGAUACGGACGCCGCGACGGAGCCUUGUACGCCUGCUGGUGAGCAGCGGGGCCGCGGACGCCCUGUUCUCGAUUAUUUACGGGUGCAGUUUUCUCCGAUGAAGCUGACGACGGCGCUGUGAUGGCGACUAGGGUCGCGGUGAAGUGAUUGUUGUGGUAUGUCACGAUCGUUCGUUAAUACAUACUUGUAUUACAAACUUC
Amphibalanus amphitrite is the source of this 18452-nucleotide messenger RNA. RefSeq lists its product as uncharacterized. Gene Ontology annotation, cellular component: meiotic nuclear membrane microtubule tethering complex; nuclear outer membrane; cytoplasm. NCBI's taxonomy places the organism in Eukaryota, Metazoa, Arthropoda, Thecostraca, Balanomorpha, Balanidae. Gene Ontology annotation, molecular function: actin filament binding. The transcript is spliced from 17 exons. The record is from RefSeq and is a predicted model, not a curated record. Gene Ontology annotation, biological process: nuclear migration. The coding region runs from base 1 to 18024 and encodes 6007 amino acids.